UUUUAUUGUAAAUUGCAUUUUCCCCCAAUAAUUUCAUCACAAGCAGCACUCCUUACUCUGUCUCCGGCGACAACGGUAGAGCCACCAUCAUGGAUCAGAACUCGCCGAGAUCUCGUCGGACCCGGCAACCCGAUCCCAAACCCGAUAUUUACUCCACCUUCGUAGUCCACUCCGACUCCGAUUCCGAUCAAGACAGCAAACGCAAGCCCAAGCCCGAGGACGACGAAGACGACGAAAACGUCGAUUUAUACGCCACAACGGUCUACAAGGGCGACACUGACGGCGGCGGAGAUGAAGACGACGACGACGACUCUUUCCUCCCCCCUCUUCUCAAGCGUCUCCCCAAGGAUUUCGGAGGCGGCGCGUCGCUCGACUACGACGACGAAGACGAUGGCGAUUUCGGCACGAUGAUUGUGAAGAAGGAUCGGGAUAGUCACAGCUCGUCGAAGCCCCGAGUGGCAGCCAGUCCUCCCCGGAGGAUAGCCGAUGAGGAAUCUUCCGAGGAGGAAGAGUUUGGUACCUUCGUUGUGAAACCUUCCUCUAAGAAGGGGAAGGAGAUGGAUUUGUCAACUAUGGGAAGAGCGGUGGCGAGUAUGCAGGAAUCAAGCUUCGGUGGUAAGAAGAACCGUAAGUCUCGCCCUUCGUCUCCGUCGUCACAUCGGAGAAUGCAGCAGCAGAAUAGUAAGAUGUCGACGACGUCUCUUCCGGAUAGCAUUACUCGAGAAGAUCCAACCACCAAAUACGAGUUCCUCAAUGAACUUGGGAAAGGAUCAUAUGGAUCUGUCUACAAGGCAAGAGAUUUGAAAACGUCUGAGAUUGUUGCUGUUAAAGUCAUUUCACUUACUGAAGGGGAGGAGGGCUAUGAAGAGAUCCGUGGGGAAAUUGAGAUGCUGCAGCAGUGUAAUCAUCCAAAUGUUGUCCGUUACCUUGGGAGUUACCAAGGAGAAGAUUAUCUUUGGAUAGUGAUGGAGUAUUGUGGAGGUGGAAGCGUUGUUGAUGUGAUGAAUGUUACUGAGGAGGCAUUGGAGGAGUAUCAGAUUGCAUAUAUUUGUCGAGAGGCUUUGAAGGGCCUUGCAUACCUGCAUUCAAUAUUCAAAGUCCAUAGAGAUAUUAAGGGUGGAAAUAUCUUGUUGACCGAACAAGGAGAGGUCAAACUCGGUGACUUUGGAGUUGCGGCUCAACUUACGCGGACUAUGUCGAAGCGAAACACGUUCAUCGGGACUCCGCAUUGGAUGGCUCCGGAGGUUAUUCAGGAAAACCGUUAUGAUGGGAAGGUUGAUGUAUGGGCUCUUGGUGUUUCAGCAAUUGAGAUGGCAGAGGGGCUUCCUCCAAGAUCAGCAGUUCAUCCGAUGAGGGUUUUGUUCAUGAUAUCGAUCGAGCCAGCUCCAAUGCUUGAAGAUAAAGAAAAAUGGUCCCUGGUCUUUCAUGAUUUUGUUGCGAAGUGCCUCACAAAGGAACCACGUCUUCGCCCAACUGCAGAUGAGAUGCUUAAGCACAAAUUUAUUCAGAGAUGUAAAACUGGGGCUUCUGCAAUGUCGGCAAAGAUUGAGAAGUCUAGACAAAUCAGAGCUUCAAUGGCUCUGCAAGCGCAAAAAGUUGCAGCUUCUUCAGAGGACACUUCAACACUGGGUCUAAAAUCAAGUGAAGAGAUGAAAAUUACUGUUCCAUAUACCGAAGAACCUCCAGCAUGCUCCCUGAAUCCGCAGCAUAUAUCCAGCAACACCGCCUUGACUGGAGAAGGUGGUGAUUUUGGAACUAUGAUCUUUCACGGUGAGGAUGAGGCAGACGAGAUCCACUCAGGGUCUCAACUUGCCAAAGAGAAAGAAUCUUCUUCUUCUAAGGUUGAUCGCGCUUCUGUUGGGUUCUCCGGAGAAGAAGUAACUAGGAUCCAUGAAAGAAAUAAUCUUCCUACUACUGACGUUGCAGUUGAAACCUCAACUUCACGGGGAACUUUGUCAUCCAUUGAGCAUAAAACGAGGCUGAGUAACAUAUCUGGAACACAGACCGAAGGUGGCAGUGAUGCAAGUGGCAGUACCUUGAAGAAUGAAACUGUUGGCAAGAAAGCUUUUGCUUUACAAGAUAAGUUAUGGUCAAUAUACGCAGCUGGAAACACAGUACCGAUACCAUUCUUGAGAGCAACGGAUAUAUCACCAAUAGCACUCUUGUCAGAGAACAUGAUCGGAGGCAUGCAACAGGACGGGAAUGGAAGUGUGGCCGUUGAAGCACUUCAGGAGCUCUUUACUUCUGAUCCCCAAUCCAAAAAGGGACGAAGAGGACAAAACGAGAUGCCGCUACCUCCAAGUGUAUACCAGAGACUGACGUCAAGCCCUCCUCUGAUGAAUCUUGCACAAGUUUUAGCCUACCACAGAGCGUGUUACGAGGAGAUGCCGCUGCAGGAGAUGCAAGCAACGCAGGAGCAGCAAACCAUUCAGAAUCUGUGCGAUACUCUUCGCACUAUUCUUCGUCUCUAAUCUUGUUUCUGUUCAUAUUUUAGUCAUAUACUGUUUGGUAUUAUUUAGGUUGUUUCAAUAAGUAUACAAAUUUGCUAAUUUGAGAAUGACUUUUCAAGAAUUGAUAAUAUAUUUGAUAAAAUUAAAUGUUAGUUCGUUUUUUAAAAUCGUUUUCAUUUAAAUAUGUAAAAAUAAAUCGUUUCGUAA
This is a messenger RNA of Brassica rapa (field mustard), 2657 nucleotides long. Its product is annotated as serine/threonine-protein kinase hippo. The record is from RefSeq and is a predicted model, not a curated record. Gene Ontology annotation, molecular function: protein serine/threonine kinase activity; ATP binding. Gene Ontology annotation, biological process: intracellular signal transduction; protein phosphorylation. Gene Ontology annotation, cellular component: cytoplasm. Lineage: Eukaryota; Viridiplantae; Streptophyta; Magnoliopsida; Brassicales; Brassicaceae.